UCUUUCAACAUGCGUCUAAAUCGCCCAUUAGAUUUAGAGAUUCCAACCGAUAGUGACAGAAGAAAGGAUAAGCACAACAAAAUAUUAUCAUGGAUAAGAAAUUAACCCCAAAAAACAGAAAAGAUUAUGAAUGAGAACAACCCAAUAUCACACACUUCAAUCAUUAAUAAUUAAUAAUAGUAAUAUAAUAAUAUCAAGAAAAGUCAUAGCAGUGUGAAUUUAGCUUCAAAAUUAGAUUUAGAAAAGAGUUUGAGUGAGUGAUUAAGAAAAAUGGGUAAAGGGGGAAUGUCAGUUGAUGAUCAUUUGGAAGAUAAAGAUGGAAGUUUUGAACAACAGAAUAUGGCUGCUUGGCUUGUUGGUUUGAACAAUCUCAAGAUUCAACCUUUCAAUCUUCCUACUCUAGGACCCCAUGAUGUCAGAAUUAGAAUGAAGGCUGUUGGAAUUUGUGGGAGUGAUGUUCACUACCUCAAGACACUGAGAUGUGCAGAUUUUAUAGUGAAAGAACCGAUGGUUAUUGGUCACGAGUGUGCCGGGAUCAUAGAAGAAGUUGGUAGUCAGGUAAAGACUUUGGUGGCUGGCGACCGUGUGGCGGUCGAGCCUGGGAUCAGUUGUUGGCGUUGUAACCAUUGCAAACUUGGUCGAUAUAAUCUAUGCCCUGAAAUGAAGUUUUUUGCUACUCCACCAGUUCAUGGUUCCUUGGCUAAUCAGAUAGUACAUCCAGCAGACCUAUGUUUUAAACUGCCAGACAAUGUGAGCUUGGAGGAAGGUGCAAUGUGCGAACCAUUAAGUGUCGGCGUUCAUGCUUGUAGGCGAGCAAAUAUCGGACCAGAAACGAAUGUGUUGAUUAUGGGAGCAGGACCAAUUGGACUUGUUACAAUGCUUUCGGCUCGCGCUUUUGGGGCACCCAAGAUAGUCAUUGUUGAUGUCGACGACCAUCGUUUAUCUGUUGCGAAAAAUCUUGGUGCUGAUGAUAUUGUUAAAGUUUCAACAAACAUUCAGGAUGUAGGUGAAGAAGUUAAGAAGAUACAUAAUGUUAUGGAAGGUGGUGUAGAUGUUACAUUUGAUUGUGCUGGUUUUGACAAAACAAUGACUACAGCAUUGGCUGCUACUCAACCAGGUGGCAAAGUUUGUCUAGUUGGAAUGGGUCAUUCUGAAAUGACUGUGCCACUCACCCCAGCUGCUGCAAGGGAAGUUGAUGUGAUUGGCAUUUUCCGCUAUAAGAAUACAUGGCCUCUUUGCCUUGAGUUUAUAAAGAGUGGAAAAAUUGAUGUAAAACCACUUAUAACUCAUAGGUUUGGGUUCUCUCAAAAGGAAGUGGAAGAAGCCUUUGAAACAAGUGCUCGUGGUGGUAACGCCAUUAAGGUCAUGUUCAAUCUUUAGAUACUAGACGUAUUUGGAUCUUCUACGGUUGGAUGGAGUAUAGUAUUGCAGUUGUAGGAAUCCUUAGAUUUAAAGAAAUAAAAUUUUCUCUCUAAAUUUAAGAGUUUUUGUAGUUGCAGUAUCAUAUCACAGUUGUAGAAGACCGGUCUAUACUAGAUUGAGAAUUGACUAAAAUUCUCUUCCUAUGAACAAAGUUUUUGUAUACUUGUUUGUUCAUGCCCUUGCUCAUUCUCUUGUUAAAUGUCAAUGUAUUUAUAAAUUUGGGUUGUGAAUAAAGUUGGUUUCAAUAAUAAGUAAUUAAAAAAUGUGUUGUUUCAACUCAUUUUUGAGUUGAGAAA
Cicer arietinum (chickpea) is the source of this 1718-nucleotide messenger RNA. Its product is annotated as sorbitol dehydrogenase. Gene Ontology annotation, molecular function: zinc ion binding; oxidoreductase activity, acting on the CH-OH group of donors, NAD or NADP as acceptor. The record is from RefSeq and is a predicted model, not a curated record. NCBI's taxonomy places the organism in Eukaryota, Viridiplantae, Streptophyta, Magnoliopsida, Fabales, Fabaceae.